UAUCAACGCAAGCACUUCGCAUGCAUCGCACGAUAGUACAGUACAUCGGAUUGUCUCGCAUGCUCACUCCAGUGGGCCCAGUAAAUAACUAUAAAGAGGAAGUCUAUUCUGUACUCGUGUUUUUUGAGAAUCCUGUUCGUGGAAAUUCUACUGGGUCUUUUCAGCCAUGUUCACGGAUUUAUAAUUCUUUAUAAACUGAGCUGAUCGAAGCGAAGUGUUUCAGUUGGGAUGCACUCUCUGUAGAAGCUCGUUAUCUUGGAAUACGUCUUCUUUCCAUGCCGUGCAUGUGAGAGCAAUUCUUCGACACACAUUUUCAGCGUGUGUGUCUGUGUGUGUUUACAUACCAUAUCGGAGAAGCGGGAUAGGCAUCUUUCUUUUUCCCCUCCUGUUCGCUCUCUCUGUCCGUCUCUCUCCAGGGAUAUUGGCCUGCUAAUCUAAUUCCUGGAAUCCUUCUGCAAGCUGACAUCUUACCUUUUUUCUUCGCUUGCCGAGUGCACUACAGUCCAGAGUACGAUUCAGCGUUCUUGGUGAACGCUGGCGCAGGCGCUACUGGAUCAAAUACUAUAGUACUAUUUCUUGACUAUUCUUUAGGAAUUACUAAAGACAUCAGUAUUACGUAUCUCCAUCGUCCAUUCCUGAGGACGAACAACGUUUAUAUUGCUCUUCUUCUUCGACUUGACACCAUUGCAGUAUUUCAUGGAAUGAUCGAUUGAAGCAACCUGUAUUGGUUCAGCUACGAUUUGGUGAUAUUGUGUUUGCAGCAGACGUGUUAUUUCUUCGUAUGCAAGCGUGGUAGCCACAUGCCGCCACACACCAUGAACCAUCAUGAAAACUGUCGGACUGCUCGACGGGGCACGCCGGCUACAUCAGCGGACCAGUUCCAGCUACCACCGGCUAGGCCGCGUACUACUCAACAAGAUUUGGAGAGACUGAUCAACACGUUAAACGUUCUCCAGAUUUCGGGCUGGUAUCAUGGUGCCAUGACAUUUCGUGAGGCCAAGCAAAAGUUGAAAGGCUGCUCAAACGGGACAUUUUUAGUCCGGGACAGUUCUGACGACCGUUACCUCUACGCGCUCAGCGUCAAGACACCGCGAGGGACAACAAGUGUCAGGAUUGAAUACGAAGAUGGAUUAUUUAUGCUCGACACCGAGGAAUGUCUCCGUAGAUCCGUGCCAAGCUUUGAUUGUGUCAUAAAACUUUUACAGUACUACAUUAGGAUGAGCAGGGAGAAAAAUUGUGUUGACGCCAAUGGGAACAGCUCGACCAUCAAACCGAAAACUAGGUCUGGACAUUUGGUAUGGCUUGAACGAUCAGGCCGUAAGGACACCGAAGCUCAAAUCAUAAAACCACUCACCUCCAACGUGCCCAGUCUACAACAUUUAUGUCGCUGUACAAUAAACAGGACUGUGGAACCAAGAUUUAUAAACGAUUUAAGCAUACCACGUACCUUAAAGAAAUACGUCCAGGAAUACCCAUACAGUCUAUGAUGUACGCUUUUUGUAGCCUAAUUUCAUUUGAUAUGGACUAAAUCAUGUUGUCUCGUAUGAUAAAGAGUUUUUAAAGACAGUGUAUUUUUGUUUUAGCAGACAUCUAACACCCACAAAAAAGGUUUGACAUGUUAGAUGACGGUACUAGAGAAACGCUAAGAGCAACGUGUGUAAUUUUCAUGAACUUCAUUCCAACUCUAAAGCUCCACUUGUUCACUAACUACAUUAACAGUGACGACUGAAAUAAGAAACUCAUCAUCCUGAGGUGAAAGGAAGCUGCUACUGCAUUGGGAGUGGAGAGCUUGACUGGAGGAAAAUCUAACCUAAGGCCUACAAAGCUCGUCCAAAUUAACUUAAAUUUCAUUCUCUUUCAAGAAACAGAUUGAAUACGUGCUUCAAAGAUGAACUGAUUUGAGAACGUCAUGGUAGCAGUUAUCAGACGUCUACCUCAUACUUUGUGAAGAAUAAUUACUUGGACUUUUUUUUAAAUCGUCUUACGGGAUGAGACAAUCCCAAAAGUUAAAAGAGAUGAGACAAUCCCAAAAGUCAAAAGAAUGGUCAAAAGAUUCUCCGAACCUCAGCCCACUCGAAAACAAAGGACCAUUUUCGCUCACUCCCUGAAUACUCCUUUAUUUUCCUUUGUCCAAACCGCGUCCUGCUUCGAAGUGUAUCACCGACCGUGUGGUAAUUUUCAUGGAAAACAACCCAAGCUUGAUUCAUGGUGGUUUUGUGUGGCACCCAUUGUCGAUAUUCAUUGUGGGGGAUGGCUUGACCACAACUUUACUGAGCACUGCUAUUCAAGAAAGCUAUAGGAAGUAACCACACACUGACCCUGUUCUUUCAUACUACGUGCUGUUUCUAAACGUUCUAUCUCAUUUUCGAUCUGUUCUGGCCCAAGUCGACCUAUUCAAUGGGAAGGGAAGGUUAUUCAUAAGGAAAACCCAUUUUGUUAUAUCCGGCGUUUGAGACAUUUACUUGCAUGUUAUUUCUAGACACACCAUUUCAUAUGUUUAAAUUGAAGAGUUCAUGCAGAGGGUAUCAUAGUCGCAUGCAACUCGCUUCAUGUUAUUGUUAAUAAAACGACAGUGUCCACGCUUGUUAGGUUUUUGUGAUUUUGUCCCUUUGAAGUAAAAUUUAAUUGGCCAGUAUCAUGACAAGGCUAUCACUAGUGUUUUGGCAGUCCGAUUAUUCCUUGUUAAUGAGUACAUGUAGGCAUAUAUAAAUUUGUUUCCUAAUUGUGUAACAGAAACGCGUAACAACGUGUUUCGUUAACUUGAAAUUGAACACAGUCCCUCUCCAAAUUUGACAGUAAUCUUUGCAAAGUAUCAUUUUUGGCAUGUUUAAUAUGGUCACCUUGGUUAUGUUAGUAGAUUUACACGAUAACUGCAAUGCCUAUAUUAUUGAUGAGAAGUUAUGAAAGGUCUCUGAUAUUUUCGAGUAUAAACUGAAAAUUAAGUGUGAUGAUUACUGAAUGAUACUGUGAUGGUUAACUAAUUUUACAACACUUUAAAACACUACAGAAGACAGUUACAAACCCUUUUUAAAAAUGGUGUAUCUUUAAAAGUGAUCAUAUGUCUUGUCUUUUAUUAGAAUUAAUUUUACUGUAUGACCAAUCACAAAAGUAAGAAGAAGAAUUAUACUUGCCUUUGCAAGUCCCUUUUUUCAGUAACAUUCAUUCUGUAAGAGGGAAAUAUAUGUGAGAAUUACAAAUAAUGUGGUUGAAUUCCAAUUGACGUUACUGAAUUGAAAUUCAUUACCAAGACUUCAUAUGGUUGAAAAUGUAUUUGUCAAAUUUUAAUCGAUUUUCAGUUAAUCUCCGACUUACAUGUACUUGUACUUCGCAUGGCGACUUUUUUGGAAUGGCAGAUCGGUAGGCCUAUUGAUUUGGGUUGCGUAAAGGUCGAUGCUUUGUUCAUUGGACUGGUAACACAACUACUUGCUAUUCGUAUCACCUAGUUUACGUCCAUCCAAUUUUAGUUAAAUUCUCGGUGAGCCCCGAGAUUAGGGUAGAAUAACAUGAAUUUCUUUUCAUGCUGGUGCUAAUUGGCCACUUCAAUUAGAAUUAGCUGACAAGUCAAACUCCAAAGAAGAUAAAAGCAAGAACCCCUUUUGACCACUACUAUUAUUCUCAUUGGUUGAUAUGGAUAGGUGUAGUAUGAGGUGGCACUUUUAUCCCCUUGUGAUGCACUUCAAAUUCUCCGAUAAGGGAGGCCUUUGCCCUAUUUUUAGUCCAGUCUACUUAUAUUUUCGAAGUUUUCCAAUGCCUCUUUCAAUUUAAAUUAAUAGUGCCCCGACAGUGCCACUACUCCAGUACACCUUUACACGAACUAGGCUUACGAAGUAGGCUUGCAAUAUGCACUGUGUACGAUUAAUUCUGUUUAUCCGUAGUACGCUAUUCAACCCUAAUGAUAAUAACCGGUUCCAGGAAUCAGUUGUUUGAUUAAAGAGAAAAGAUGAGAUAGGUAGUCGAAGGCUAUUAUUUAUUGCACCAACCUUUGUCAUAGAAAAAAAUCAGAUGUGUGUCUACUACAGUAAUAUGUCGUUGUACGUACGUGUAGGUGAACUGUGCAAAUACGGAUAGCAACGUACAAAUACACACAACACUAUUUCACGAAUUGAAUCGAUUCUGCAUUCGCCAUUAGGGUAAAACCUGCAGCCAUCGGUAUGCGAGGGGUCUAUGUAAAAUACCAAUGUAUGUAUUUCAUUGCAAUUUUGCCAAAUAAUUUCGCUGUUUCUUAGUAUAGAUAUUUAACAAAUAAACAAUUAAAUUGCCAUAUUUCCUUGCCAAAAAAGGAGGAACGUCUGUUAUACAUGUAUUUCAUUCUUCACGAGAUCAAACAAGACCUUCCUAUAGAAGGGAGAUAGCGUUUCAACUCCCAAUAUCUAACUCGACAAUGCUGCGUUGUUUUCAUAAAUCACCCCAAUUUUUAUUUUAAGCAUACAAACAUAUAGUAAUUCUUAUCAUUUCAUUCAUUUUUUUUUCAAUUUUCUAAAACGCUUUUACCGAGGCUGCAAUCCUAGUUUUGACUCUUGAUUGUAAUGUAAAUUCUCCUUUUUUAUGUGUGAUAUAAAUUAUAAAAUGUUAAUCUUCAGUAACAUUCCCUAAUACAACAUCAUCAUACAUUUGGAUAAUACUUAUGUAUUUUAUUUCGACCUACCAUUUUUUACUUGCAGAAAGGUGUUAACAGAUGGCUUUAAAAGCUUAAAGUGAGCAUAGUUUGUUUUAGAGAAAGUAUAUACAUGUACAUCAUGAUCCAAUGGAUGUAAGCAUUGAGAAUGAGAACACAAUUGCCUAGUUUGGGUAGCAAAAUGAAAAUGAUGAACCAAGAAAGGGCUGAAGGGCAAUUGAACUGAUUCAUUUUCAUCUCCCACCGCAUUUGCGGUCGUUUGCAGAAUAUUUCCCCAAUAUAAUAUUUUUAAUUUUUCGGAAAUCUUAUUUACUUGAAACCUGACAUUCUGUUUAAGUGUCACAUUCAAAUAAGAUACGCCUGUACAAUGUUGAGAUGAAUUCUCUUUUCUUUCGCGUUUCCAACUUGGUAUAUGAAUUUGAAAUUGAUUAAUUCUAGACAUUGAUUAGUGAUAACACGAUAAUAAUCAAUGAGUAUAUUUCACUAGUGUACUCUAAAAUUAGAUACCGACGAGGAACAAACACAAAUGAUAAAUUGGCCUAUCUGUACCUGAAUGAGAUAUGUCUGUCAAUGUGCUAUAAUAGGAGUGUGAACAAAAGUAUGGUUUAUUACAAGUAUAUGUCACUCUAAUAUAUACUAUAAAACGAUAAUAGAAUAUAUAAAUAUAUAUUGAACGUGCUUUCGAAAGCAGGUUCAGUUCUAAUUUUGUUACGAAAGCCUUCAAGUGCAAUAUGCUAUAUAUUUUGAAUACUUGUGUUUUGAUAUUUUUGUCUAUAUGUCAUCAUGCACUGUACAUGUAGAAAAUGAAAAAAAAAAUCUAUUGAAAUCUGA
This is a messenger RNA of Lytechinus variegatus (green sea urchin), 5446 nucleotides long. RefSeq names its product suppressor of cytokine signaling 2-like. Gene Ontology annotation, cellular component: phosphatidylinositol 3-kinase complex. Gene Ontology annotation, biological process: phosphatidylinositol phosphate biosynthetic process; intracellular signal transduction. The record is from RefSeq and is a predicted model, not a curated record. Lineage: Eukaryota; Metazoa; Echinodermata; Echinoidea; Temnopleuroida; Toxopneustidae. Gene Ontology annotation, molecular function: 1-phosphatidylinositol-3-kinase regulator activity. The coding region runs from base 801 to 1487 and encodes 228 amino acids. The transcript has a single exon.